AUGUCUUACUAUUCGAAUUGGUAUGAACAGAGCAUCUGCCAGAAACGGCCACCCCUCCAAUCCAAUCCAUCUACCACAGACGCUUCUCAACCCGAUGUCACGGCAGCGCAGGUCACUGUCUGCUCUCUACACAACAGGCUUGUCUACAAUCUCGAAUUCAAGCCAUGCGAGAGAACUCUUUCACAUUCCCGCAACAGCAGCUACGCAGCAACAGCAGAACAUCACCAUCCCAUAAAUCGUAACGAGCGUACGUCUCAGACGGAGAACGACCAACAAGUCGCAUGGAAGAACGCUCGUGAGAUGGUAUACAGUCGAACGAGCGAUAGGGAAAGAACGGAGAGUAGCCAGUCUGCAGAAUUGCUAAAGAUGGGCGAUUUGAUAGAUGAGUCACUAUGGGAAGAUUGGAUUGUCAAGUUUAUCAAUAACGACGAGGGAUCGGUUUAUAGUGAAGACAAGCCUUUCGAAGAUUGGAUCUUUGAUACGAUGUGA
This is a messenger RNA of Paraglomus occultum, 489 nucleotides long. Lineage: Eukaryota; Fungi; Glomeromycota; Glomeromycetes; Paraglomerales; Paraglomeraceae. The record is from the annotation of a GenBank genome assembly.